AUGAGCGGGGCUUACCAUAAAGGUACGACAUAGUUUUAAUGACAUUUUAUUUGAAGUCCAACAAUUACUUCCCAGAUUGUUGUUUUCAGAAUCAUGUACUGAUCUCUGUCUUUUGGUGGUGCAUCAAGAAGGUGUGCAGAUCUUAGUCCUGUGUGAGGCUGAGUAUUAAUUUUAUUGAGCUAUAUUCACAUCAUCAAUAAUGCAUCAUAGCACAGAUGUACCUGAGCCUUACGUUAAGUCUUCCCCUGCCUUAGUCCACAACCAGCAUUUUCUGUGCCACUGUGUAGCUCUUUCUAGAUUUCACUGUCCUGCUAGCUGAUGACAUGGUUUGAAUAGAAGUAAAGCUGUGCUGAUAUAUGUUAAGUUGUUAGAUAAAGAUUGGCUGUGUGAGUUCUGUCAUAACCAGCCCUGGGGACCAUGACAAAGACACAGUAGGAGCCAGUGGUUGCAGUGACACAGUUAUGGGUCUCAGUAUCUGCAACCGCAUUACUUUCAUUAGUUGUGUGGAGACCAGGAGAUCCAUUUGCUAGACUCAUGAUCCUCUCCUUUAGCUGACCAUUAUUUGGCAGCAAAGUGAAAGACUGCAGCGCCAUAAAAUGACUUUUUAUACAGGUGAAUUGGACGCAGCUUACUUUUUAGAUGACCAAAAAAUUGAUGUAAGUGUGUCUAAAACACUGAAUUUUACAAUAUAAACUUUUGCAGUUGGAUGACUUCAUUGUAGUGAACGUAGUAUUUUUCUUUAUCCAAAAUAAGCAGCAAAAUGUCAUGGUAACUUUCCACUUUGUAAAGGGAUGAAUAGCUGCAGAGUAGUGAUGAUUUUCAGUAGGACAUAAAUGUGAUUUUGGCAGCAGUAGCAGUGAAGUGUUUGCAGGUAUGGUCACAGUAAAGCUGUUAUAGAAGCUACAGUGACAGUAAUGAUGUUUAAACAGCAGCAGAACUGUCUGUAAUGAUAGUAACUGUACAGAGUUAUCAUGCAUGUCAGUAUUUAAUGAUGCUAUGUGCUGCACUGUGAAAGAUGGAGUUUUAGGGCCACUUUAUAUGGAAGGAUAUGGGAUUUGGAGAUCAAAAAGAGACUUAGUCUAUUAUGAAAAAUAACUGUCUAACAGACAGCCUGUGACCACUGUUUAUCUUCUGCUGUUGAGUCAGACAUCAAAAGAUCAUCUUGAGUCCUUGUGGACUGACCAGAGUGUGUAAUUUAUCUAAAAUCACUGCUGCAUUCUGGUUAAAUUAUAGCAUUAGAUAGCUGGCUUUAAUUCCUCAGUGUUACACAUGGUUGUUUUAUUUUGGGGCACGCAUUCAUCUGAAAUUUCACCUUUUAACUUGUGGUUGGAGUUUUUGUUGUUAAUGUACGUGAUGAGUGAAAGUUUCAAAGUUUUGUGUGAUGCCUUUGUGGACCAAGCUAAAAGGAACUAGCUGUUCAAAACCCCCAAAUUCUUAUUUUACAAUUCUAUAAAAAGAUUGAUUCAUAAUUUUGUAGACUUUUCUGCUUAUUUAAUCAAUCUGACGCCAACAAUAUUCUAGUUUCAUCUGGUUAGCACAGUAAAAAUGUGUAUUGGUUGAUGUUACUGAAAUAUUCAGAUGAUGUAGUGGGUGUUUCAGGCUCUCUUUGAAUCACAUUCAUUAAUUUGGUCUAUUCAGGGCAAAGUGGCGAUACUUAGACUUUUGACUUAUGUGGCUUAACUUCAGUGUUUUCUCUUAAGAUCAUAAUCAGAACAUAGUGAAAGUUCAUGUUUGUACCAUUUUUAGCUUAACAUUCAGAAAGAGACACCUCACAGCUCACAGUGAGACUGAACCAAGUUUAUUUCUCAGGAUUCACAAAAUAGACAAGUUAAAAAAACGAAGAAAAUCUCAGAAUUAUUUUGGUCGAAGAGACAAAAGAGACUUUUACAAGAUCCAGUCCUAAAUUUUGCCUUGUUAUGGGCAAGGAACUCUAAAACUCACCAAACUGUCCUUAUUUUAUGACAGUCACCAUCAUUUCUGUAUUGGAGGUGAUUUUGUGAUAGAAACAAAGCCCUUCUUGGCUGUCAGCACAUUCACAGUCAGGCAGUAGAUAUUACGGCCGAGAAACUGAAAGACUCGUCUCUGUUUAUUCUCAUCUGCAACCAAAAGCAGUGUUAGCUUUAUCACUGCAGUUAAUACUCUUCACAUUUGCUGAAUCACUGCUCUAACAACUUUUUCUGAGUUGUUUUUAGGUCAUAAAUACCUGGAUGGCUGCAGGGCAUUAAAAACAGGACAGACAAGAUCAAAAAGCAACACAGAUACUUUCAUUAUUUACAGCAUUAUAUAAAUCUCCAGUCUCCUCUCAUACUGAUCCAUCACACAUCUGUAUUUGUAAUUUGAUUAUAUUUAAGGCUUUAUUAGAUGGGUCCUGAUAAUGCUGAUUCAGUCUAUCAUACCAGGAAAAUACCACUGUGUAUCACUAAAUCACUGAGUUUUAUAAAACUGUAUUUACAUGAUUUAACGAAUCGUACUGCGUCUUUCUUUGCAUUGCCCAAAAUGGACUCAUCAACCACAAUUUCAGCGUCAUUCAAUCAAAGUGACAAAGUUUGGCGCAGUGUUUCAAAGCAUGAUAAUGUCUGGAUAAGGUCCACAAUGAAUCUUCUGAAGCUCCAGAUAAGAAUUUAAAACAGACUCAGAGGUUUUUUUUUCCCCAUCUGUUCAAAACCAAGUUUGUGUGCUCUGGACUUUUACUGUCACCAAUUAAACAUUAAAUUAUAAAGCAGCAGAGUGUUUAUAAUUCACACUGUGCUGUUUGCUGUGCUCAGUUUGUCCUCUUCUUUCCCUCUUGUUUUAUUCAAAUAGGUCUUACCUUUUCUUCGGAUUUAUUUCGACUCAUUUUUGUUGAACUUCCCUCGUGCAUUUGAAGCAUCUUAAGAAUUCCUUUCUUAUCCGACAUAACUUUGACCUGCCCUGCUGUUGACAGGUAAACGUUGACAUCCUGAGUCUUUCCAAGCCUGUUAUGUAACGAGAAAACACAUAAACCAGAUGAACGAAGGCUGUUAGCUCAGUUCUGUGUUGGUCUGAACGCAACUUUAAUCUUUAUAUUCAAAUGAUUGAGAAGUACAUUUAGGGCUGGGCAAGUAUAAGUACAGCAUUAAUGUGGUUCACCAGGGCACACAUCAGCCUCAAAAUUAAAACUUAAGAACAGACAAAAGCAGAAAAAAACUUUAACUGUGACAAUGGCUAAAGUAAAAAUAAAUAAAAAAACAAAACAGGGCGUUCCAUUUUCACUCUGCGACAACUUAACUCCAGUCUGUGUUUCAGCCACGGUCUCUGAUUCUGUCAGUGCAAGGACAUUUUCAUCAGAGAGGGAAAAACUACUUGACUUACUGAGGGUAAACCGGUCUGGCUGUCAGCUCUGUGUACUGAAACUGAAAAUAUGUUCAGGUGUCACUUUAGCCAUGCCAAUCACAUAUCAAUGCAACAUGGGACGCAAACCUAAACUCUUACCAGCAGCAGAGGGUGCUUAAGUGAAGCACAAAUUACCAGUCCCAGAGAAACACUCAUAAGAAUGCAUUAUAAACAGUAAUCACAACAGCAGAAUUACAAAUAUUGGCCCUGUAACAGCAAAAUAUAAAGAUUGAUUUGAGCAGAUCAACAACUUCUCAGCACAAGUAACUAUCCUGUUGCUCUGUCAAUACAUUCCAGUAAAAAUCCUCCGAUAAUAGUCCCCCUCCUCCACAGAAUCAAGCCAGCAUCAGCAGCCAGUUCAACCAUCAUGAAGAACAAUUGUUUUAUAUAAAACUGUUUUAGUCUGUGUUUUCAGAAAUAAAUCAAAUAUGCCCAGCCCUACCAUUACGUUAAAAAGUACAUUUCUGUCUGACAGGGUACUACGGAGGAGCCUCUGAUUCAGAGGAAAGGAGGAUUGUUUUGGUCGGGAAGACCGGUGUGGGAAAGAGCGCUGCAGGAAACACCAUCCUGGGCAGAGAGGCGUUUGAGUCCGAGCUGUCUCCGUGUUCCCAAACAGCUGAAUGUCAGAAAGCUAAGGGCACCAUUGAUGGUCGAAAGGUUGCCAUCAUUGACACCCCAGGGCUGUUUGACACAAAUUUCACCCAAGAAGAAGUCCUGAGGAGGAUUAAAAUGUGUGUUUCUCUGGCUGCCCCAGGUCCUCAUGCCUUCCUGGUGGUUCUUCAGCUGGGCCGGUUUACACAGGAGGAGAAAGACACCAUCAAGAUGAUUCAGACUACUUUUGGUGAAGACGCUGCCAGAUACACAAUGGUGUUGUUCACACAUGGAGACCAACUGGGAAAACAAACCAUUGAGGGCUACGUGGCCGAGAGCCCUGACCUGAAAGCUCUGAUCAGGACAUGCUACAACCGAUACCAUGUAUUCAACAACGAAAUCAAAGACCCCGUACAAACCAGCGUCCUCCUGGACAAAAUUGACAAGAUGGCCAUGGCCAACGGAGGAAGCCACUACACGAAUGAAAUGUUCCUGAAAGCAGAGGAGGCCAUAGAGAAGGAGAAACUGCGCCUCCUGAAGGAGAUGGAGGAAGAGAGGCAGAGGGAGCUGGACGCACUAAAGGCUAAAAUUGGAGCAGGAUCAGUGUACCACAGGGAGGAACGGCUUGUGUACAAGAGGUACGAGUGUCAUGCCAGAACACAGGCUGAGAAAUCCAAUGAUUUUAUCGCUGCUCCAGCUAUACUAUUAUCGACGACCUGUGGUGCUGCUGUUGGAGGGCUUCUAGGUAUCGCAGGAGGACCCAUCGGUAUUGCAGUUGGAAUUGCAGCUGGAGCAGCGGUGGGAGCUGCAGUUGGAGCUAUAUCAGUCAGAGUCUCUGAGCGGUGCAAUGUUCAGUGA
Messenger RNA from Xyrichtys novacula (pearly razorfish), 4800 nucleotides. Lineage: Eukaryota; Metazoa; Chordata; Actinopteri; Labriformes; Labridae. The record is from the annotation of a GenBank genome assembly.